GUAGCAAAACAUAUGUGUUUUCAAAUGGAAACAGAGUAGUGUGGACGUGGCCUAAGACUCACUAAGACAACAGAGUCUGACCUGAGAGUCUGACCUCUAAAACCAGCCACACCAAAGUUCAGAGGAUCCAUCAGGGACCACACUGUCCUGGACCUGAACCCAGCUGUGUCCAUGAAGAGUGACCGGUCUAUGGCUCGUCCUGUAUCCUUCAAAGAUGGACGCCACUCUGUUGAUCAAAGAGAGGACCAGGAGAGCUCAGAGUUUCCCAGAGGUCAGUCUGCUCAGCAGCAUCAAACACACCUGGACUCCAUAUUUAUGCUGCUGGAGGAGAACAUCGUCACUUUUGUGAAGAACGAGCUGAAGAAGAUCCAGAAGGGACUGAGUUCAGAUUACCCAGAAUGCUUAGAGAGUCAGAGGGAGGAUGAAGAGGUGUUGGAUGGUGUGGAUGAAAACCAGAGGAGGAGCAGCAGAGAGGCAUUUGUGAAGAUCACAAUAAACUUCCUGAGGAGAAUGAAGCAGGAGGAGCUGGCUGACUGUCUGCAGAGCAGUAAGAAGAUUUCUCUAAAGAUUCAACAUGCUGGAUCAAUGGGACGAAGUCAUUCGGGAGUUUGUCAACAUGAACUCAAAUAUAACCUGAAGAAGAAGUUCCAGUGUGUGUUUGAGGGGAUCGCUAAAGCAGGAAACCCAACUCUUCUGAAUCAGAUGUACACAGAGCUCUACAUCACAGAGGGAGGGACUGCAGAGGUCAAUGAUGAACAUGAGGUCAGACAGAUUGAAACAGCAUCCAGGAAACCACACAGACCAGAAACAACCAUCAGACAAGAAGACCUCUUUAAAGCCUCACCUGGAAGAGAGGAACCAAUCAGAACAGUGAUGACAAAGGGAGUGGCUGGCAUUGGGAAAACAGUCUUAACACAGAAGUUCACUCUGGACUGGGCUGAAGACAAAGCCAACCAGGACAUACAGUUCAGAUUUCCAUUCACUUUCAGAGAGCUGAAUGUGCUGAAAGAGAAGAAGUACAGCUUGGUGGAACUUGUUCAUCACUUCUUCAGUGAAACCAAAGAAGCAGGAAUCUACAGCUUUGAAGGGUUCCUGGUUCUGUUCAUCUUUGACAGUCUGGAUGAGUGUCGACUUCCUCUGGACUUCCACAACAAUGAGGUCCUGACUGAUGUUACAGAGUCCACCUCAGUGGAUGUGCUGCUGACAAACCUCAUCAGAGGGGAACUGCUUCCCUCUGCUCACCUCUGGAUAACCACACGACCUGCAGCAGCCAAUCAGAUCCCUCCUGAGUGUGUUGGCAUGGUGACAGAGGUCAGAGGGUUCACUGACCCACAGAAGGAGUACUACUUCAGGAAGAGAUUUAGAGAUGAGGAGCAGGCCAGCAGGAUCAUCUCCCACAUCAAGACCUCACGAAGCCUCCACAUCAUGUGCCACAUUCCAGUCUUCUGCUGGAUCACUGCUGGAGUUCUGGAGGAUGUGGUGAAGACCAGAGAGGGAGGAGAGCUGCCCAAGACCCUGACUGAGAUGUACAUCCACUUCCUGGUGGUUCAGUCCAAACUGAAGAAGGUCAAGUAUGAUGGAGGAUCUGAGACAGAUCCACACUGGAGUCCAGAGAGCAGGAAGAUGACUGAGUCUCUGGGAAAACUAGCUUUUGAUCAGCUGCAGAAAGGGAACCUGAUCUUCUAUGAAUCCGACCUGACAGAGUGUGGCAUCGACAUCAGAGCAGCCUCAGUGUACUCAGGAGUGUUCACACAGAUCUUUAGAGAGGAGAGAGGACUGUACCAGGACAAGGUCUUCUGCUUCGUCCAUCUGAGUGUUCAGGAGUUUCUGGCUGCUCUUCAUGUCCAUCUGACCUUCAUCGACUCUGGAGUCAAUCGGCUGUCAGAUGAACAAACAAUCUCCUGGUGGUCUAAUAUCUCUAGAGGCAAACCUGAACAAACACAUCUCUACCAGAGUGCUGUGGACAAGGCCUUACAGAGUCCAAAUGGACACCUGGACUUGUUCCUCCGCUUCCUCCUGGGUCUUUCACUGGAGACCAAUCAGACUCUCCUACGAGGUCUGCUGACACAGACAGGAAGUAGCUCACAAACCAAUCAGAGAACAGUCCAGUACAUCAAGAAGAAGUUGGAGGAUAAUCUCUCUGCAGAGAGAAGCAUCAAUCUGUUCCACUGUCUGAAUGAACUGAAUGAUGGUUCUCUAGUGGAGGAGAUCCAACAGUCCCUGAGUUCAGGACUUCUCUCCAGACGUAAACUGUCUCCUGCUCAGUAGUCAGCUCUGGUCUUCAUCUUACUGUCAUCAGAAAAAGAUCUGGACGUGUUUGACCUGAAGAAAUACUCUGCUUCAGAGGAGGCUCUUCUGAGGCUGCUACCAGUGGUCAAAGCCUCCAACAAAGCUCUACUGAGUGACUGUAACCUCUCAGAGAGAAGCUGUGAAGCUCUGUCCUCAGUUCUCAGCUCCCAGUCCUCUGGUCUGAGAGAGCUGGACCUGAGUAACAACAACCUGCAGGAUUCAGGAGUGAAGGUGCUGUCUGCUGGACUGGAGGGUCCACAUUGUACACUGGAGACUCUCAGUCUGUCAGGCUGUCUGAUCACAGAGGAAGGCUGUGCUUCUCUGGCCUCAGCUUUGAGCUCCAACCCCUCCCAUCUGAGAGAGCUGGACCUGAGCUACAAUCAUCCAGGAGUGAAGCUGCUGUCUGCUGGACUGGAGGAUCCUCACUGGAGACUGGAAACUCUCAGGUAUGAAGAGACCUGCUGCAGCCACCGACAAUCAGUCUGA
Anarrhichthys ocellatus (wolf-eel) is the source of this 2775-nucleotide messenger RNA. RefSeq names its product NLR family CARD domain-containing protein 3-like. NCBI's taxonomy places the organism in Eukaryota, Metazoa, Chordata, Actinopteri, Perciformes, Anarhichadidae. The record is from RefSeq and is a predicted model, not a curated record. Gene Ontology annotation, molecular function: protein binding. The transcript is spliced from 7 exons.